This is a messenger RNA of Maylandia zebra (zebra mbuna), 5806 nucleotides long. Lineage: Eukaryota; Metazoa; Chordata; Actinopteri; Cichliformes; Cichlidae. The record is from RefSeq and is a predicted model, not a curated record.
CGGUGUUUGCUCGCCGCGAAUCUUUUGCUUUCCUUCCUCUUGACGCGGUGUUUGUUUUAAGGGGAGUGCCUUUUUGUGUUUUUGCGCUGGCCGAGGGCUUCCGGGGGCUUCCACACACACAGGCGCGCGCGCGGUUUUGCCUCUGUUUUGUUUUGGGGAUUCCUUUUUUUCCUGUAGACUCACUACACCACGACCCCGGUUCAUUUAUCCCCUUUAAAAAACAAGCCGCUGCUCCUCUGUCCGACUCUCCUCCCUGACUUCGCCGGCUUUUAUAGUACCGAGAACACCGACACCGACAGCCCGUCACAAGAAUGGUCAUGGGGUCGACAGAGACACAGUGGCGUCAGGCAGAGCUCCCACAGCUCCAGGGCUGGGCAGAGAAGGGAUUGCUGACACAGCCAAAGAUGAUCAUCAGUAACAUGGAGGCUCCAGUGACAAAUGGCCCCAGUGGAGGAGGAACCACAGCCAAUGGGCCAACCAACAACAGCCGUGGCUGCCCCUCACCAAUGCAGACCGGCCCAACAAACGACGACAGCAAGACAAACCUCAUUGUCAACUACCUGCCCCAGAACAUGACCCAGGAAGAGUUCCGCAGCCUCUUCGGUAGCAUCGGCGAGAUCGAGUCCUGCAAGCUGGUUCGCGAUAAGAUCACAGGACAGAGUCUGGGCUACGGUUUUGUCAACUACAUUGAUCCAAAGGAUGCAGAGAAAGCCAUCAACACGUUAAAUGGACUCAGACUUCAGACCAAAACAAUCAAGGUGUCAUAUGCGCGACCCAGCUCAGCCUCCAUCCGUGACGCUAACCUCUAUGUGAGCGGCCUGCCCAAGACCAUGACCCAGAAGGAGCUGGAGCAGCUCUUCUCCCAGUACGGACGCAUCAUCACCUCCCGUAUCCUUGUCGACCAGGUCACAGGCCCCGCAGGUGGCUCCAGAGGUGUUGGCUUUAUCCGCUUUGAUAAGAGGAUAGAGGCUGAGGAGGCCAUCAAGGGCCUGAAUGGCCAGAAGCCAUCGGGCGCUGCCGAGCCUAUAACGGUCAAAUUCGCCAACAACCCCAGCCAGAAGACCAGCCAAGCUCUUCUGUCACAACUCUACCAGUCACCUAAUCGCCGAUACCCUGGCCCCCUUCACCACCAGGCUCAGAGGUUCAGGCUGGACAAUUUGCUUAAUAUGGCCUAUGGCGUAAAGAGGUUUUCACCUAUCACUAUUGACAGCAUGACCAGCCUGGUUGGCAUGAACAUCCCCGGGCACACGGGCACCGGUUGGUGCAUCUUUGUGUACAACCUGUCCCCAGAUUCAGACGAAAGCGUGCUCUGGCAGCUGUUUGGGCCGUUCGGCGCAGUCAACAACGUCAAGGUGAUCCGUGACUUCAACACCAACAAGUGCAAAGGCUUCGGCUUCGUCACCAUGACAAAUUACGACGAGGCGGCAAUGGCCAUCGCCAGUCUCAACGGCUACAGGUUGGGCGACCGCGUCUUGCAAGUCUCCUUCAAGACUAACAAGACACACAAGUCCUGAACUUUACCAGGUAGAAGCAGUUGCCCCGCGACUUUGUCUGCUCCAAAAUUGCCCCCAACCCCCCCUACCCCCACCUCCACCCAUCCCUUAGCCCCUUCAGUCACUACCACUACCACCCUACUACAGCCAUCCAACACAGCAAACUCCAACCGGAACAUAAAGCAACCAACAAACCAUCAAGCAAAUUGAACUAGAAAUGGCUUAUAUUAUAACUUUGGACCUAUAAGCCAACGUUGCCUAAGUAUUACAAAAAUGAAAUGAUGAAAACGUUCACAAGUUUUGGGAAGCUCCUGCGAUAAUGCAGGCUUCUCUUUGUUGUAUAUUCUUUCUGUUUCUUGUGGUUGUUAUAAUGUUUUUUCUCUUCUGUGUAAAACAGUAGCAAAUCCCUGUAUCCCCUUAUUUCAGAGAAGAGAACGUCCUCUUUCGAUUGGAGCCUUUUCUCUGUCUUGAUUCAGGAUUUGUUUUUCUUUUGUAAAUCCGGAUCCACUGUCGGUAGUAUUAUAUACCUCCCCGUCUAGUAAACGGGAGGCGGCUCUUUUUUAAAUUGGUGAACCAUUCAUUCAUUUUUAGCGUGUAUUUCAAAGCGUCCCCUUACCGAUUACAAACGGGAUUCCACGGGAUCCCGGUAACUCUGAUGUAGAAAAAAAAUGAAUUUCUAACAUUGUUUUUGUUUUGUAUCGCAAACAAAACAUAAUGUCUUUCCUCACUUGGGGUUCAGGGAGAUGGGGCAAGGGAGGGGAUGGGUUAGCUUUGCUGAUGACACGUUCAGUAAUUUAAGAAAAAAAAAUAUCACUGUUGCCAAAGAGAAGAUCUCUUUGCUUGGAAAAAAAAACACGUUUAGAAAAAGAUAAAAAUAAAUAGAAAGAUCUAUUUUUAUAAAUGAUAAUUAAAAUAAUAAUUAUUGAAGAAUUUUUACAAGAAUCUGGAUUUGAAAAAAAGAGAAAAAUAUUUUGACUGGCUAACUAGGGGGGGCCGGGGCGGGUGGGAGGGGGCACCACCUUGUCUUGUCGUUCUGCCGUGGUACUUUAUAGGAUCGGAGGUUGUUUUUUGGGGAAUCCAAGUUGGUAGCGAUUUUGUAGAUGGAAGGUUUUGUGAACAAAGGAUGCAAUCUGAGGCAGGUGAUUUUGGUAAUUUUUCACACAUGUACUAGUGCAUAAUUAUUCAGCGAUACCCAAAAGGGAAGGGAGAGGGGUCUUUCCGAGGCCUAACCAUCCUCACAGUCCAGAGCCCAAAGCAAGAAGACCCUUUGUCCGCUUGUUUUCCUGUUUUUGUCAUCAGUCGAUAUGGGAUCUCAGUAAAUAGAUAUAUACACAUCUAUCCAUUUAGAAGCAUACUAUACAUUAUCUAUAUCAUUUUCUUCGCUCUUACAUUUGAGAAGAACUUCCUUUUAGCGAUCAACAGUAGGUGCUAUACUACAUUAUUCACAUAUCUUAAAUAUCCAAGUUUGUUGUUCUAUGUGUUGUUUAAAGAAAAAAAACUACUUUGAUGUUGGCAUUGAAUUGAGCUGCUGUUCUUUGUUUAAUAUUUGUUUAAUGUUGGCCCAGAAAUCUGGUGAGACUAUUUCUUUACUGAAUAAUCAGAUUUGACUAAAUCGGGCCUUGUAAGAAUCACUGAACAAAUUUUUUAUUUGUUUUUGGGGGUUUUUUUUGUUGGUUUGCUGACUUUUAGGUUACUUGCUGAGCGUGAAACGUUUGUCAAAACUUAAUGAUGAUUAGCUAGUUCCGUUAGUCUAGAUAUUUGUUUCCUUAAAAAGGAUCUAUGACAACUGUGUCUUUAUUUGCUGUGUACAAAUAGAUGAUAUAUAUAAAUAUAUAUAUAGUCUACAUUUGUUUUACAAUAUCUACUGUACUAUCUGAGUUGUCACUGUUCUUUUGUUCGUUUGAGCUUGUCUUUUUCAUAUGACAAUUUAUUAUGAAGUGGUGGUUCAGUUACUUAGAAAAACUUGUGAGGAAACUGUUCAAUUGUUGUCAUGUUGCUUGUGGAGAAAAAAAAUUGGAUUAACUUUUAGUUAACUACCGCGGCAAAAGAAACCGAACAAAAGCUUAGAGUAUAAACGUGUUGGUUUAACGGUUUGUUUCCUUAUCUAUUUUUGAAACUAUUUAUUUUUCUAUUUAUUUGUAUUUAUUCUAUAUUUAUGAUUCAUUAAUUUAUCUGUGUAUUUAUGUAUUUAUUUGUUUGUUUCAUUGUCUGUGUAUUUGCGUGAUUCUGGUACAGGGAGGGGGGCGUUUCUGAGCAAAAGGGAACAAAGCGACUAGUGGAGAGGCUCUUCCAGUAGUCCACUGCACUGAGAGAACUUUUAGUACGUUUGUGCUUUGUACCAAUAUAUCAAAAUUACAAUAUAAAAAAAAUCUAAAAGUCAAGAAAACUGAAAAAAAUGUCUGGAGGGUCGGGGGACGCUCUUCCCUUAUUACUAGAAACAGUUACUCGCUAUGCAUAACCUAGUUAAUAGUUCAAUUUGCUAUUGCUUUUUUCUUGUCUUGUUAAAAUGAAAUCUUUAGAUCUUUUUCAAUAAAGUUUAGUCUUAAUAGAAUGUUAUAAACAGUCGUUCUGGUUCAAUAUAACCUGUGAUAAGUUUGUGUAGUUCUAAUAAGCCACUCCGUCCACACCCUCCCUCCACUUACUACCGCUUUGUGAUGAAACCUUAUGCAAAAAUGUGGGUCUGAAAGCAUAGUUUUCCGUUUCGGUUAGCAUUUUGUAUGACAUUCAGCUCUCGGAGGCUCGGGCAGACAGACAUUAAAAAUUGUUGUUCGAGGGUCAUUCAUUGCACUGGACUAAAUCGGUCAAAGAGUCAGAACUUAUUUUUAAGAAUGUUCAUCAUGUUUUCAAAUGACGUACCAACAAAGCUUUGAGAAAUUGUUACCAUUGCACACCAACUGUUCUUUCCAGCAGUUGUUGCUAUACAUAAGAAGUACUCUGGAGGUAUAAAAAGGGAUUGUACCGAUUCUAUAUUUUAUAUACUCUAAUAUGAUAUAUAUUAUAUAUUUUGAAAGGUGAAAGGUAGGGGGAAUGGUUCCAGAAGUAUAAAUAUAAGAAAUUGGAUUUUUUUUGUUUGUUGUUAAGACUUGAAAACAUGAAGGAGGUGUGCGGAGAGCAUUUGAAACACUCAGACGCAUGCUCGCAUAGUACAUCCUCCUCUCUCACACCUCACUCAUCUGACAAGCUGGGUCAUUUAAUAUCAUUACCAUUAUCCAACCGUCAUCUUUGCCAUCCUGUUGCUUAAUGUUCGAAAAUGUCAUGACAGCAACAAACCAACCAACCAACCAGACCCCUUCAUGCUCCCCGCUGCAGUCGGGAGCUUGAAUUAUGCAACGACCCCAGUAGAAUGUUCUGAUGUGUGAACUUAUUUCCUACACUGUAUGACUUUUGAACUCUUACGAUGCGUGCCUGUGUUCCGCCUAAACCCUGUAUGCACGUGUGUGUGUGUGUGUGUGUGUGUGUGUGUGUGUGUGUGUGUGUGUGUGUGUGCGUGCGCGCGCAUUUGUGCAUGUUUGUAUGCAUGUUCCUUUAAGUAACUGUGUGCGUGUUGUGUGUUUGUCCACAUGCGUUUGUUAGUGUGGAGUACAUCCAUGUGUGUAUGUACAGUAUAUACAUAUGUUCAGUGUCUGUGCUUUCCUCUUUGUUUUUUUUGUUUUUUAAUUAAUUUCUUGGCACAUAUAUACAGAUGUGUGUGUCCCUGAGUGCACCUGCGCGCGCAAGUGACUGAGACAGCUCAGAAUGUGUGUGCGAAUGUGUGUGCAUGUCAGGGUGUUUGAAACAUGGGGCUGCGUCACCUCGCUCUAUGCCCAACCCCUAUGGCUCACACCAUCCCCUGUAGCGCCUUAUAGUGGCAGCCUGCCAGUAGGAACAACGCAGCCAGUAGUGGAGGAGGGAAGGUGAACAGAGGAACUAGGCUCUUCUUGUCAGUUUUCAUUUUCCUCCUGAGACGUGUUUGUUUACUAUCUGAAAAAUCUAUAAAUGAAAUCUUUAAAGACAAAAAAGACGAAAAAAUGUUCACGGGGCCCCAUGACCGCGGCUCUCUCUACUCUCUCCUGCUUAUGUUAUUACUUAACAAUUAUCAAUGAUGAUUAUUAUGAUUAUUAUUGCUAUUAUUCUUAGUAUUCUUAUUCUUAUUAUUAAUCCAAUUACUGCGAUGAAUGACUUCAUGUUAUCCUUGCUAGUUUAGGUCAUUUCUGAAACUGGAAACAAAAUAAAAAUCUUGCUGUAAAUGUUUGUUUUUUCUUUUUCAUAAAACUGUUGUGUUUGAAUUAUUUGUACUUUUGAAUGUUGGGACAAUAAAAUGAGGUGUUAAGAGC